AUGAUUACCUCUAAACACAGAACUUUCUUCUUCUUCCUCAGCACCAUCUUCUUCAAUUCCAAUUCCUUCACAUCAACCCAUGGCAACACCACUUUCUGCCACAAAAUCGAAAAACAAGCCCUCCUAACCUUGAAGCAAUCCUUAAACUUAAACAACUCCACCCUCUCCUCAUGGAACACCACCAACUCCAACUGCUGCACAUGGAACGGCGUCGUUUGCAGCGUUCCAACCAGCCACGUCCACCGCCUCCAUCUCAGUUCUCACUCCUUACAUGGAAAGAUCAAUCUGUCCACUCUCCUCGGCCUCAAGCAUCUCACUUAUCUUGAUCUGAGCCACAACCAAUUCCAAGGUGCAAUCCCUCCAUCCAUAGCGAUGCUAAAAAAUCUCGAGUAUCUGAAUCUAUCCAACGCCGGAUUCCAGGGAGAGAUUCCUCGGUCGAUAGGGAAUCUUUCGAGCCUACGCACUUUGGUUCUAGAAGGCUCUGGUCAGAGAGUGCAUGGGCUUGGAUGGCUGUCUGGUUUAGUCCGUUUGAAGCAUCUCAACAUGAACUUCAUCGACCUCAGAAGCGAAACCAAUUGGUUGGCAAUCAUCAACGCUCUUCCUCGUUUGGCUGAGCUGCAUCUUAGUGGCUGCAACCUUCUGUCACCUCUCUCUACACUUGAUCAUGUUAAUGCCACUUCUCUAACAUUUCUUGAUCUCUCUAGAAACGGGCUUGCCUCUUUCUCUGUUGCAGGGUGGAUUUUCAGACAAGGUAACCUCAGGUUUCUUGAUAUGAGUCGAAACUAUAUCGAAGGCCAUAUUCCAUCUACAAGCAAUACAACGAAACUGCAACACGGUGAUCUCUCUUGGAAUAAACUCAGCUCAGUAAUCCCAGAUUGGAUUUACUCAUGCCAAGAUUUGAAGUUUGUGUAUUUGGGCAACAAUUUCUUGGAAGGUACCAUCUCCAAAAGGGUAGCGAAUCUAACAUCUCUUGACACUUUUAGUUUAAGCUAUAACCAAAUUUCUGGGGAGAUACCGAGUGAGGUCACUAGUUUGUGCGCGAUACGAAUAUUGGACUUUUCUGGUAACAAUCUAGAAGGGAAUAUAUCUGAUUUAUUUGCAAAUAUGUCCCAUUGCUUCUUGGAAGGGGUCGUAACAUGGCGCAUGAGGGAAAAUAAACUGUCUGGUCACUUGACAGACAAGUUUGGCGAGUUCAAGAAACUGACGUUUCUUGAUCUCACCAAGAACUCGAUAUCCGGAGUGAUCCCACACAGUUUAGGUGAAUCAUCGAGUCUAAGGAGAUUAUGGCUUGGAUUCAACAAACUGAGUGGAGAAUUGCCAAUGAGUAUAGGGCAGCUUUCUAACUUGGAAAGUCUUACUUUUGGGAGGAAUAUGUUGGAAGGUAUUGUGAAUGAGACUCACUUUGAAAAACUCACAAAAUUGAAGUACUUGUUUGCAUCUGGAAAUAACUUGAGUUUGAAAGUGAGCCCUGAUUGGAUUCCACCUUUCCCACUUCUGGAGGAGCUUGGCAUUGGAUCUUGGAAUCUGGGGACAGGUUCUGAGAUACCCUCAUGGAUUCAUGGAUUGUAUAAGAAUUUAUCAGUUCUUGAUUUGUCUGAUACUGGCCUAUCUGGUGAAGUUCCAACAUGGGUUUGGGGUGUAAGUAAACUCAACCUCUCUCACAACCAUUUUCAUGGAGAAAUACCUGAUUUUAAACCAUGGGAAAACCGCCUCGCUUUUCCAUAUUAUCGACGUAUGUAUUUGAGUUCAAAUCGAUUUAGUGGCUCAUUGCCUCGGGUAUCAAACGAUAUGAUCGAGUUGGAUCUUUCCAACAAUUCAUUGUCAGGAAGUUUAUCUCACUUUCUUUGUGAUGCCACAUAUGAUACUUAUGUAUUGAAGAUUCUCCAUUUGGGAAACAAUUUGAUAAGUGGGAAAAUUCCAAAUUGUUGGAUGAAAUGGUCUUCUUUGGAGUAUAUCAAUCUAGGGAACAAUUUGAUGUUUGGAAGAAUACCUAAUUCUAUAGGGUUAUUGGCUAAUUUGUUAUCCUUGAAUCUAGAUGGAAACAAAUUUUCUGGAGAGAUACCUUUGUCAAUACAAAACUGCGCCAAGUUAGUGAAGCUUGAUGUUGGUGGGAAUGAUCUUAUUGGGAAAAUACCUACAUGGAUUGGGACAAGCUUGUCCAAUUUGAUGUUUCUUGUAUUGAGAUCCAACAGAUUUAGUGGUGAAAUUCCUUCUAGUAUAUGUCACUUACACACUCUCCAAAUCUUGGAUAUCUCAAGUAAUGAUCUCUCUGGGGUGAUACCUUCUUGUGUACAUAAUCUCACUGCAAUGGCUACAAGUAGAAGUUUUGAAGAAUAUGAUGGUGGAGGGAUACAAUAUUCUCAAGUGUUUGAUACAUUUAUGGAGAGUGUCUCAAUAGAUACAAAGGGAUCAGUGCUUCAGUAUGUUACCAUUCUUGUAUUGGUGACAAGCAUUAACCUCUCUGAUAACAAUCUCUCCGGGGAGAUCCCGGAAGGAGUGACAAGCUUGGUCGAGCUCAAAUUCUUGAAUCUGUCGAGGAAUCACUUGACAGGGCUAAUCCCCCGUAGAGUUGGAGAUAUGAAGCAAUUGGAGUCUCUUGAUCUGUCAAGAAACUCCUUGGUUGGUGAGAUUCCCGUUAGCGUCACAGUACUCUCCUUUCUGAGCCACUUCGACUUGUCUUAUAAUUUGUUGGAGGGGAAGAUUCCAGAAAGUACUCAAAUUCUUGGCAUGGAUGCUUCUAGCUUUGUCGGGAACCGUCUUUGUGGGCCUCCGUUUCCACGCAACUGCACCAAUACUCGUGAAGAAGAGGAGGAGGAUGAGGAUGAGGAUGGUGAUGAGGGCGAGAUAGAUUGGUUUUAUGUGUUGGUGUCGUCAGGAUAUGCUGUUGGAUUUGUAGGUGCGGGUAGUGUAUUGGUGUUGAACAAAUCUUGGAGACAAGGCUAUUUUAUGUGGGCGGAGAGAGUCUGGCACAAGAUUUGUGUUUAUUCCACCAUUAAAUGGGUGAGGCUCAAAGUAGCAUUAGGUGGAUAG
Molecule: messenger RNA, 3030 nt
Organism: Salvia hispanica
Lineage: Eukaryota; Viridiplantae; Streptophyta; Magnoliopsida; Lamiales; Lamiaceae
Product: receptor-like protein EIX1
Molecular function (GO): protein binding
Source: RefSeq, a predicted model, not a curated record